AUGGAAGACGACCGUCUAUGGAAGUUUAGCAGGCCCGAGUGGCUGAACAGCGCGUGGGCGCGCAACUCUGGCGUCUACGGCGCCGGAGCUCUGUUCUCCGUCGCGUUCUAUGUUAUGCUCGACUCGGCCGUCUGGUCUCACUCUCCACGCAACGCCUCCAACGUACACGUCCACUUCGUCGACUGGCUGCCCCUCAUCUUCUCGUCCCUCGGCAUGCUCAUCAUCAACUCGGUCGAGAAACAACGCCUCAGCGCCGACUCGUUCAGCUACAGCGGUAAUGGCGUAGCUUGGAAGGCGCGCGUCGUUCUGUUCCUGGGCUUCGCCAUGCUGGCGGGGGGCAUGGCUGGCGGUGUCGUCGUCUUUGUGCUCAAGUUUGUGGUGCCAGAGGUGUCAGGGCCAGCACUGGGGAUGGGCAUCGAGAACGUGGUGAGCAACGCGCUGGUCGGUGUCAGCUCUGUGGUCCUGUGGGUGAGCCAGAACAUGGAGGAUGAGUACUCGUACAACCUCUCUCUGUAA
Emericellopsis cladophorae is the source of this 516-nucleotide messenger RNA. RefSeq lists its product as uncharacterized. Gene Ontology annotation, biological process: protein targeting to vacuole; late endosome to vacuole transport via multivesicular body sorting pathway. Bases 1 to 516 code for a protein of 171 amino acids. NCBI's taxonomy places the organism in Eukaryota, Fungi, Ascomycota, Sordariomycetes, Hypocreales, Bionectriaceae. The transcript is spliced from 2 exons. The record is from RefSeq and is a predicted model, not a curated record. Gene Ontology annotation, cellular component: fungal-type vacuole membrane; Vps55/Vps68 complex.